CACAGGGGCGAUCGAUUGGCUGUUGAGAAUGGACGAGUUCAGAGGGCUAGCAAGGCUCCCCAAAUUCGCAGUACCUAAGCGCUACGAUCUCACCCUUAAACCCGACCUCGUCACCUGUAAAUUCAGCGGCGAGGUUCGAAUCACUCUCGAUAUUGUGGAGAAAACCAAAUAUAUCGUUCUUAACGCUGCAGACCUGCUCAUCCGCCAUGCCUCUUUCUACGCCUCUCCCUCUCAACAGGGGGUUAGUCCUUCGAAUAUCACUCUGGUUGAGGAGGAUGAGAUCCUGGUUUUGGAGUUUGACUAUCUGAUACCGGUAGGAAACGCUAUUUUAGAGAUCGCCUUUGAUGGCACUCUCAAUGAUCAGAUGAAAGGCUUCNNNNGUAGCACAUACGAGAUAAACGGGGAGAAGAAGAACAUGGCUGUUACACAAUUUGAACCUGCUGAUGCACGGCGUUGUUUUCCCUGCUGGGAUGAGCCUGCCGUGAAGGCUACAUUCAAGGUGACAUUGGAAGUGCCUUCGGAGCUGAUAGCAUUGUCUAAUAUGCCAGUGCUUCAAGAAAAACAUGAUGGGCCUCUCAAAAUUGUUUAUUUUGAGGAGUCACCAAUUAUGUCCACAUAUUUGGUGGCUGUUGUUGUGGGGUUGUUUGAUUAUAUGGAGGGCAAGACAUUGAAUGGGACUUGCGUUCGUGUAUACUGUCAGGUUGGCAAGACAGAUCAAGGGAAAUUUGCUCUAGAUGUCGCUGUGAAGGCACUUGAUCUAUAUAAGAAAUACUUUGCAGAGCCAUAUCCACUUCCCAAACUGGAUAUGAUCGCAAUUCCUGAUUUUGCUGCUGGAGCAAUGGAGAACUAUGGUUUAGUUACAUAUCGUGAAACGGCUUUGCUCUAUGAUGAGCGCAAUUCUGCGGCUGCAAACAAGCAGCGGGUUGCCAUUGUGGUAGCACAUGAAUUGGCACACCAGUGGUUUGGAAAUCUCGUUACAAUGGAAUGGUGGACCCACUUAUGGCUUAAUGAGGGAUUUGCAACUUGGGUGAGUUAUUUGGCUGUUGAUUCCUUGUUUCCUGAUUGGAAUAUUUGGACACAAUUUCUUGACGAAACAACUGGAGGUCUUAGACUGGAUGGAUUGGCAGAGUCACAUCCCAUAGAGGUUGAGAUAAACCAUGCUCGUGAGGUUGAUGAAAUCUUCGAUGCCAUAAGCUAUAAGAAGGGUGCAUCUGUUAUUCGCAUGCUGCAGGCUUACCUCGGGGCUGAAACUGUUCAGAGAUCUUUGGCUUCAUACAUAAAGAGGCAUGCAUAUAAAAAUGCAAAGACAGAAGACUUAUGGGCUGUGCUUUCUGAGGAAUCUGGAGAACCAGUGAACAUGCUGAUGGAUUCAUGGACCAAGCAGAAAGGAUAUCCUGUUAUUUAUGCAAAACUCGAGGAUCACCGGUUGGAGUUUGAACAGUCACAUUUCUUGUCAAGUGGAUUGACUGGAGAUGGGCAGUGGAUUGUUCCUAUAACUUUAUGUUAUGGUUCAUACAAUACUCGCAAAAACUUCCUCUUAAAAAGUAAAGUAGGGGAUAUGGGUUUAUCAGAGCUAUUGCAUGAGAGCAAUUUUGGUUUGAUGGGAAAAAGGACUCGUUCGGACACAUCAGGAGAUUGGAUUAAACUCAAUAUUGAUCAAGCUGGUUUCUAUAGGGUGAAAUAUGAUGAUGAGCUUGCAUCAAGAAUUAGAAGAGCAAUAGAAACAAACUCCUUGUCUGCAACAGAUCGAUUUGGUGUACUGGAUGAUGCAUAUGCUCUUUGUGCGGCUUGCAAGCAGACACUAUCCUCUUUGCUUUCUUUAAUGGUUGCAUACAGGGAAGAGCUUGAUUAUACUGUCUUAUCAUGCUUGAUUGAUGUAAGUUACAAAGUUGUGCAGAUGGCUGGUGAUGCCAUUCCAAGCGUAUCUAAUGACCUGAAACAAUUUAUCAUCAAUCUUUUGCAGUUUGGGGCUGAGAAGUUGGGUUGGGAGCCAAUUUCAGGUGAGAGCCAUUUGGAUGCAAUGUUGAGGGGGCAGAUUUUAACUGCCCUGGCUGUAUUUGGGCACGAGAUAGCCCUAUCUGAAGCAAUAAAUCGGUUCAAUAUGUUCGUCCAUGAUGGAAACACACCACUUCUCCCUGCUGACACAAGAAAGGCGGCUUAUGUGGCUGUCAUGCAGCGUGUUAGUACUUCAAAUAGGUCUGGAUAUGAAUCACUUUUGAGAAUUUAUAGAGAAACUGAUCUGAGUCAAGAAAAGAGUCGGAUCCUGAGUUCUUUGGCGUCUUGUCCAGAUCCUGAGAUUGUUCAAGAAGCUUUAAACUUUUUGCUGACCUCUGAGGUUCGCAGUCAAGAUGUAGUAUAUGGACUAGCAGGAAUAAGCACGGAAGGGCGCGAUGUUGCGUGGAAAUGGCUACAGGACAACUGGGAUUUCAUAUCAAAGACUUGGGGUUCUGGAUUCUUGGUAACCCGUUUUAUCAGCGCUGUUGUGUCUCAGUUUUCAAGCAAUGAAAGAGCAGAGGAGGUAGAAGCCUUCUUUUCAAGCCGUAUCAAACCUUCAAUUGAAAGGACCGUGAAGCAAAGUGUUGAGCACAUUCGGAUCAAUGCGCAGUGGGUUAAGAGUAUAAAGAAUGAGCCAUCCCUUGAAGCGGUUGUGAAGGAAUUAACUUAUAGGAAGUACUAGAUAACAUUUAAGAUUGUUUCAUAAUAUGAGUGUUUACUUUUGUUGCAAGGUCAAAGAACCAUCCCUAUAAUCAAUAUUAUAUUCAUGUUAAAAAUAAGUAUGAUCCUUAAUCUGAGGAGGUUCUGACGAGCAUUUAGCAAAGAUCAUGAUGAGCUCAUGAUUCACAUUAUGAUGCCUUUCAUUUUUCUUACAAAUAAGCUCUCUUAUGAGUCGUAAACAUUGAUUUCACGUUUACAGUCUGCUACCUUUUGUAAACUGUUGACAUUUCUUCAACUUAGUAACCUUCUUGUUAGA
Messenger RNA from Amborella trichopoda, 2971 nucleotides. NCBI's taxonomy places the organism in Eukaryota, Viridiplantae, Streptophyta, Magnoliopsida, Amborellales, Amborellaceae. The record is from RefSeq and is a predicted model, not a curated record.